Psilocybe cubensis is the source of this 573-nucleotide messenger RNA. RefSeq lists its product as uncharacterized. Gene Ontology annotation, molecular function: prephenate dehydratase activity. NCBI's taxonomy places the organism in Eukaryota, Fungi, Basidiomycota, Agaricomycetes, Agaricales, Agrocybaceae. Gene Ontology annotation, cellular component: cytoplasm. The coding region runs from base 1 to 573 and encodes 190 amino acids. The transcript is spliced from 3 exons. Gene Ontology annotation, biological process: L-phenylalanine biosynthetic process. The record is from RefSeq and is a predicted model, not a curated record.
AUGAGCCAUGAACAGGCCUUAGGCCAAUGUCGUGAUUUCAUUGCACGAAAGUUGCCUAUGGUUGAAACUGUUAAGACUCCAUCCACGGCUGCAGCUGCCAAAGCACUGUUAGACAACCCACCUGACUGUGCAGCGAUCUGCUCCAGUAUAUGUGCCACUUUAUUCGAUGGGUUGGAAAUUCUCUUCAAUGGCAUUCAGAAUGAACGAUCAAAUUUCACUCGCUUUUUCAUAAUUGCAUACUCGCAAUUCACAGAACUACCCCCGGUCAUGACAUCAAACCGACACUUCAAGGGUUUAAUCCGCAUGUCAGUUCCACCUCCUCAAGCCGUUGAACCGGAAUCCAAUAGAGCUCGGGGUGUUGUGGAGUACCUGAAGUUACUAGACGCUUUCACAACGCGUAUAGACAGGCGUCCGGCUUUGGACACGACACCUUUCAGCAGUAUAUACUUUAUUGAAGUGCAAGGAAAUAAGGCGAACGGGACAACUUUCAACUCUUGGGCUCUUGAGUUAGAACAAGUGACAUCAAGGAUAAAUUGUGCUGGUGGUGACGCUUCGUUAUUGGGUGUGUGGUGA